AUGGAAAUACUAUCACGCUGUAUAAUAUUGGGGCUUUUUAAAUAUUCAUCAUAUCAACUUCUUCGAAGGAUCAUCGAUAGUAAAAACCCCAAAUACCCUGUGGGCCAAUACGUCAUAGGUCAAUUCGGAUGGAGAACUCACACCAUCGCCACUGGAAACAUUUUGGGUAUGACUGGUAGAGGAAGAGCACCGACUCUAGUCCCCAAACUUGGAGAUCUACCGUUAUCUCUUGCACUCGGAGCCGCUGGAAUGGUGGGCAACACAGCCUAUUUUGGUCUGCUUGAAUUGUGUAAGCCCCAAGCGGGAGAAACAGUUGUCGUUUCUGGAGCAGCAGGAGGUGUUGGCAGCCAAGUUGGACAGAUUGCCAAAAUCAAAGGAUGUAGAGUAAUAGGGAUAGCAGGAUCCAAUGAAAAAGGCAAAUGGUUAGUAGAUGAACUUGGAUUCGACCAUUUUAUAAACUACAAAACCGACAACAUAGAUGAGGCCCUCAAGAAAUUUGCGCCUGAAGGUGUAGACUGUUACUUUGAUAAUGUUGGUGGAGAAAUAAGCAGUACUGUUAUUCAAAAUAUGAAUAAAUUUGGAAGGGUAUCAGUUUGUGGCGCUAUUUCAGGCUAUAAUGAAAAAGUUAAAGCUCCAUCAAUAUAUGGAAAAGUAGUGAGCAGCGAAUUGGUAAUCGAAGGAUUUCUUGUAACUAGAUGGUUGGAUAGAUGGAAUGAAGGAGUGCAGCAGAAUAUAAAAUGGCUGAAAGAAGGAAAACUCAAAUACAAGGAAACCGUAACAGAAGGAUUUGAAAAUAUGUUUACUGCUUUCACUGAUAUGUUGAAAGGUGUCAACACAGGAAAAGCAAUCGUCAAAGUGUAGUUAAUGCCAAAAUAUAUAUAUAAUCAAACAGAGCUCGCAUUAAGAAUAUUACCAAAGAAAUGAAAUAAUUUGGAAAA
Leptinotarsa decemlineata (Colorado potato beetle) is the source of this 938-nucleotide messenger RNA. RefSeq names its product prostaglandin reductase 1. Gene Ontology annotation, molecular function: 2-alkenal reductase [NAD(P)H] activity; 15-oxoprostaglandin 13-reductase [NAD(P)+] activity. Lineage: Eukaryota; Metazoa; Arthropoda; Insecta; Coleoptera; Chrysomelidae. Gene Ontology annotation, cellular component: cytoplasm. Gene Ontology annotation, biological process: prostaglandin metabolic process. The record is from RefSeq and is a predicted model, not a curated record.